Molecule: messenger RNA, 1172 nt
Organism: Rubroshorea leprosula
Lineage: Eukaryota; Viridiplantae; Streptophyta; Magnoliopsida; Malvales; Dipterocarpaceae
Source: the annotation of a GenBank genome assembly
GAGUCCUGUCACAUGGAUCUUAGGUUAUGGACUUAAGAGCUUAUUGUAGAAUUAUUGACAAAGUUACCAGCUGAAGUACUCUAAUUAAGUUCAUUGUGAAAGUAAAAGGAAUUAAAGGGUUGUCCACAGAUGGACCAGAUUUUUGUUGGUAUGAUUUAGACUUCUGCCUGAAAUAAGCUGGCACUGACAGACAUAUCUGGAUUCAUGCUCAUUCCUAGUCCCAUCUCCCAUGCUUUGCCUACCAAUUGUCUAUGCACUCGGGCAGAGUUAAAGAAAAGGAGAAAACUGGACCAACCUCAUGGCAUAAAGAGAUACUGAAACUGGGGUUACCACUUACCAAUUCAUUAGAACUUUUGACCAUUUUGGCUGCACUUAUUCUUUUAGCUUUAUAUUUGUCUAAUUGUUUAUGUGGUUUCCUCUGCAAAAGCAGAAGUUGAAGUUGUUUUCUGAGAGGAGGGCAUGUGGUGUCAAGUCAUGGUUGCUACAUAUACUUGAUUUGCCGAUAGAAGGGCCUGCUCAGAAAUGAGGCAAGGCUACCCUGUAAACACAUCUUUAUUGAAAGUUGCUAAAGAGUGAGACCCAUCUUAGGAUGGCUGAAUGUAAAACUUUCUUCAAAUAUUCCCCCUUUGCCAGCUCCCUCUUUUCAGGCUGUGUUGCCUUUUUUCUGGUAAGCACAAAAAUCCAUUACCAUUAUACAUGCAUAAGAAUUAAUGUAACAGUGCAUCAGCAUACAGAAUUUUGAUUAGUUCUAGAGCAUACCACAUCGAUACGAAUAAUGGCAGGAAACGAGGCAAAGAGAGCAUUAUACUAUUACUAUAUAUCAUGAUGGGGGCAUUAGUUUAAUUAGGCAUUUGAACGGGAUAUAAUGUAGUCAAAUGGGUGUUAUUGACCAAGCCCUAAUUUAGGGCAGAGGGUUGUCCCUUUGCCAUUUGAUUGUCCUAUGUACCAAAGACCAAUCAUAAAACAAGGGAAUCUGGUCAUCAAAACGAUGCUCAUCUAUGCUGGGAAUUUAGAGUUACAAGCAAUCACAUUUCUUAAAUUAUUCUAGAAAUCACAUUUUGAUCAACAAAGGUGAUGGAACUAAUUCUGUUACAAGCAAGACUAACAUGUUAAAUAACAAAUUUGAUAUACAUGCAUGAAAGCAUAGGAUUCCAUAAACCUUUUACUUUUAG